Molecule: messenger RNA, 945 nt
Organism: Elephantulus edwardii (Cape elephant shrew)
Lineage: Eukaryota; Metazoa; Chordata; Mammalia; Macroscelidea; Macroscelididae
Product: olfactory receptor 51F2-like
Exons: 1
Coding region: 1-945 (314 amino acids)
Biological process (GO): G protein-coupled receptor signaling pathway
Cellular component (GO): membrane
Molecular function (GO): G protein-coupled receptor activity; olfactory receptor activity
Source: RefSeq, a predicted model, not a curated record
AUGUCAAUCUUCCAUAACUCAACCUUCCCCACUUUCCUCCUGACGGGAGUGCCUGGACUUGAAUGGGCUCAUGUCUGGAUCUCCAUUCCCUUCUGCUGCCUCUAUUUAACUGCUCUCUCUGGGAAUACCUUGAUCCUAUUUGUAGUCUUCACUGAACCUAGCCUUCAUGAACCUAUGUACUACUUCCUGUCUAUGUUAUCUACCACUGACAUUGGCUUAUGCAUCUCUACUCUGGUAACAGUGCUUGGAAUAUUCUGGCUCAAUGCCCGGGAGAUCAGUUUCAAUGCGUGUUUAUCUCAGAUGUUCUUCAUUCACCUCUUCACGGUCAUGGAGUCUUCCGUGCUCCUGGCUAUGGCCUUUGACCGAUUUGUGGCCAUCUCUAACCCUUUGAGAUAUGCUACCAUCCUAACUCACGCAAGGAUUGCACAGAUUGGUGUGGCAGUUGUUACCAGAGGGACUGUGAUUCUGGCACCGUUGGUCCUGCUUCUUAAGCGCCUAUCAUUCUGCCGCAACCACGUGCUCCACCACUCCUAUUGCUUCCACCCUGAUGUGAUGAAACUCUCCUGUUCAGACACAAAGAUCAACAGUGCAUUUGGGUUAACUGCAAUCAUCUCUACUGCUGGUGUGGACUCCAUCUUUAUCUUACUCUCUUAUGUCCUGAUCAUUCGCUCAGUUCUCAGCAUUGCAUCUCCAGAGGAAAGAAAAAAGGCCUUCAGCACCUGCAUCUCUCAUAUCACUGCUGUGGCCAUAUUCUACAUCCCUUUGAUCAGCCUAUCUUUUAUUCACAGAUUUGGGAAACAUGCUCCACCCUAUGUGCCCACCCUCAUUGCUAACAUAUACUUACUGAUUCCUCCUGUGAUGAACCCCAUUAUCUAUAGUGUGAAAACAAAGCAGAUUCAGAAAGUCAUGCUUAAACUUUUAUGUUCCAAAGGAACUCAUAUAUAA